GGUGAGGAGAAGUAGAAGACAGUGGCGAGGAGGCACAGCUGACAGAGGACAAGUUGACUCGUCACCCUAAAACGUCUUUAGCUGGUGCUAUCAGCACAUAGCAGACACACACACACACACACACACACACACACACACUAUGUUUACAACACACAGGCCCAGGAGCUCCUUGGCAGUCAGAGAUGGAACUUUUGAGCUGAGGAAGUGUUGGACCUGGGACUAACUUCUUCUUCUUCUUCGUCUUCUUCUUGAUGCAGUCAGGAUGUCGGUGAAGCUGCGAUUCGACUCGCCCGGAAGUUCAAUCCAGCGGAGUCGCUCCUUUACCGGAUUCGGCUCUCUGACAGGACGACGGCGGCCUUCUUCUGCUCGGAACUCGCUGCGCUCCAAAGUCGCGUCCGGAGGAAAAACUCCACGAGCUCCUUUGGCUCCCAGAAGAGGAUUUGGAUCCGUCUGGUCCCUGCAGCCAGAGGAGGUGGACCGGGUCUUCCAGGCGCUACGCAAAGGCCUCAGAGAGCAUGUGCAGCGCCACCAGGCUGAGAUGGACUUCCUGUCUUCACGCCAGCGAGAGUGUAAAAGAAACUCCAGACUGGCCUUCCUGUACGACUUGGACAAGGAGAUACGAGCACAGGAGAGACACGUACGAAGACUGGAAUUCCAAAUCAGCAAGGUGGACGAGCUUUACGAGAACUACUGCGUCCAGUGGCGCCUAUGUCAGGGAGUGGUCAACAUGAAACGAGCUUUCUCGCUCUCGCCGUCCUCCAGAGCAUCCAGGGAGAGUCUUUUGGAGCUGGGCCGCAACCACAGACACAGCGUGCAGGACAUGUCGGCCAUGGAGGGUGAGCUGGAGGUCCUCCUGGGAGAACUGCAUGUGAAAAUGAAAGGUCUCAUCGGCUUUGCUCGACUCUGUCCCGGAGACCAGUAUGAGGUGCUGCUGCAGCUGGGCCGCCAGCGCUGGAGGAUCCGAGGCAGGAUUGAAAGUGACGAUGUCCAGUCUUGGGAUGAAGAGGAGAAGGUCUUCCUCCCGCAUAUCAACCACAACUUUGAGAUCAAGGUGUCGGAAGCCAAGGGUUUGGGCUGGCUGCUGGUCGGCACGGUAACCUGCACCAGCGCUCACUUCUUUGUGGCCAGUCCUCAGCUGAUGGUGGUGGACAUCACCGAGCUGGGAACCAUCAAACUGCAGCUGGAGGUCACCUGGAAUCCACUGGACAGCGCCGAGAGGGCAGGUCCUUUGUCCAUCAGCAAACAGUGGGGGUCUAGCAGGAAGACUUCUGUGCACAGCUGGACCGCACCAAGCACCCCCUCCUUCUCCGAAAAGUACUUCCUGUCCAUGGUCCGUGAGCUGCAGGACGGCGGUGCUUCUGUCCCGUUCCACGCAUCUAAGAGAGAGAGGGGAGACGUGUCCCUGCUGAGCUACCUGUCCCAGUCGUCCAUCACGUCCAACCUCAGCCAACCAAGUCCAGACCCCCUCAGCCGUGACACCAGUCUGGGGGGGAGCCGGACUCAUGUGUCCCUCGGGGAGGAAGGGGAGGACACCACGAAGGAGAGGAAGAGGCUGGGUGAGGAGGAGGAGGCGUGGGAGGGGGUGUAUGCUGCUCAGAGUAAAAGAUCUUCUGUGAUGGACCUGCAGAGGUGCGGCACCCCCGACAUCCUCAAAGCAAGCACAGAUCCACAGCUGGAGACUCAGGGGGCAGAGCCACGUCAGGAUACCAGCAGUGAGCAGGAACCCUCCCCCGCCUCACCCCAGGGUGCCACACCCCCCUCAGCAGCCACUGAGGGGCAGAGCGGAACGCAAGAGCAGGCGCUGCGACUGGGAAUGCUGAUAGUGGACCUGGAGAGAACCUUGCAGAACCAGAGCAGCUAUGAGAAGCAGCUGAGGGUCCUGAACCAGCAGAUAGUCCACCUGGCCACCAUACUGAGGAACGACCUGUCCCUGAUGAGAAGCUCGUCAUCAGAAGACACCUUGGCUGUUGAGGAAGUUCUCGGCAGCUUUGACUUCCUGUCACAUGAUGUCAGUGUGGACGAGGACGCUUCCGGUGUCACUUCUCUGAGGAGACCUUGUGAGGAGGAGCUGCUCGUUGCUCCUCUGACUUGUGGGAACUGUGGUCUGGAUCAGGCUCUGGAGAUUCAUCUGAAUACCUGCUGCAUCUUACUUCAGACGCUCCAGAGGAGCCACUUGAGUGCUGCUCAGAGAGAUCUGCUGGAGGACGUGUCUCUCCAGGCUGACAUCGUGCAGCGUAUCAGCUGUUUGCUGCUGGAGAAGAAAGACGAUCUCUCAACAAGGGAACUGCUGCAGGAGGCUCCGAAGGAGGUGCUGCUCUUCUGGGAGGACUGUCUGAGCGACAUCACCUCACCAUUCUGCUGCCGCUCAGCUGACUUUGUCACGGCGCUGAGAAGUCAUUACUCUCACAAGGUCAAGGCCAAGGUCAAGGCCAAGCAGCCAGGACACUCUGAAAGAGUGUUUAGUGGGCUGGUGCAAGAGGUGCAGGCAGCCAGCAGGGCGGCGCUGUGGCCUCCUCAGCCGCCAUGCAGCCCAGACAAGGUCAGCGUCUUCCAGCUGUCACUUUACCUGCGACGCUGCAACAUCCGCACGCUGGGAGAGCACGUGUCGCGCCUCUCCAAGGAAGAGUACUUCCUGUCCGCCAUGAGGGGACCCAAACGGAGGCGAGCUUUAAACAGGAUGAGGGGGCGGGGCAUCGCAGAGCUCCUCCCACUGGGACCCACGCUGCAGACGCUGGCGGCGCUGCAGCUGGACGCCAACCACAAAGUGUGCAAAGCCGCGGCGGACUUCCUGCGACGGGCCGCCGGCUGCAGCGCCUUCCGCUCCAAGGCGGUGGUUUACUACACGGAGAGUUUGAGGAGCACCGACGUCCAAAUCCAGCAAAGCUCCUGUUUGGCGCUCAAAUGGUUGAUGGCGACAGAGAGUGUGGACCAUAUCGCAGAGCUGUGGUGGUCAGCUGAUGAAGACGUCCGCAGCGCCGCCAAGGAGGCAGUCCUGUCUUUUGGUGGCAAAGGUCACGAGGCCUUCCAGAGGAUGGAGCAUCUGGACAUGUUAAUGCAGGAGGAGUUCUACCAGAACCUUGAGACUGAGAUCACCGUCCUAUAGGAACAACUUUUCACCCAUUGUGGUCCCCUGUCUUUGUGUGGACUGACGGAGGACUACAUCAUGCAUUUUAUUUCUUUAGCAUUAUUUUGAACAUUUUAUUUUGACACUUCUUGUUUAACCGGAAGUAUAUUUUGAAAGGAUGCCAAAUAGGAACGCUGGGCGAAUGAAGGUCAAUGGACAGUACAAGGUAAAGACACGGGGAAACAGCGACAAGGAAAAUGACUGUCAAAUUGACUUAGCCCAGUUGAAAGCGGCAGCCUACGAAGCCCCCGAGAGCACAUGAAGAAAAAAAAAUGCUUGCCUGAAGGAAGAGGAAACUUCCUGAAGAGCUAUGCGCUAUUUUCACUCUGACACGUAAUAUUACGACUUUAUUCUCAUAAAUUUACGACUUUUUUCUUGAAAUCUCAGAUUGUUCUUUUUUCCAAUGUGGCCCUAAUGCUCCGUCGUACUGCGGAGCCCUUGAGGAGACGUGUAGAAAAAAAAUCGAUGGGUUAAAAAAAAAAAAAAGGACGAAUUUUUGCGACAGCUCGCAAAAGUUUUGCGUUCUCGCGCAAACCUUUUGCGAGAUACUUCUGCGAGAUCUUGCAAAACUAUUUGCGUUUGGUAAAAAAAAAAAAAAAAGGGAGGAAUUUUUGCAAGACCUCACAAAACUUUUGCGAGACUUUUGCGGAAAAUAGAGCGUAGCACUUCAAGAAGGAAGGAAACUUUCUUCUUCCUUCAGGCAAGCUUUUAUUUACAACGAGGCAGCAAAACAGCAGUUGAGCACAAGCAGAUUAGCAUGUCUAGCCCUUCUCACUUCUGCCUUCCUUACCCCGCCCCCUCCACAUGCCCAAGGCCAGAGGUCACAUAAGUCCCCCCUUUUCAUAGCUGUCUCAGGCAAUGCCUGUCACAUAAAGUUACGAGUUUUUUCUUGUAAAUGUACUUUAUUAUCGGAAUAUUUUGGAAUAUUACAACUUUUUUCUCGUGAAUUUACGUCUUGUAAUACUCCGUCGUAACAGGCAUUGCAUGGUACAGCUAUAAAAAGGGGAGAGUUAUGUGACCUUUGGCCUUGGCCAAAGAUAAUACUUUUGUUCUUGUAAAUUUACCACUUUUUGCCUCGUAAAUGUACAACUUUUUUCUUGUAAAUUUAUGACUUUCUCAAAAUCUUUUUUCCCAAUGUGGCCCUAAUACUCUAUCAUACGGAAGUGUUGGUUUGUCGUAAUUUUCAAAGGAAUCAAACUUAAGAGCACCGGUAAAGCUUUGAUAAUUGGUGCUACGUGAAUAGUAAACAGAUUGCUAGCAGCAUCGUUACUUGUUGCUAGGCGGGGUUUGUGCUACUGGCAUCGAAUAACUUCCCACAUUUUUUCCUUCUAAAAAAUUUUAAGGUUUUUAGAUACCUGUUUUUUUCUGUGUUGUUACCAUGUCACCUGUAGGGAGCGGACCCACACAACAGAAAAAGGUUGACUAAAAAAACCCCAACAGGAUUUUUUGUCUAAUGCUGUCCCCACAGCACCAUCUGCUGGUGCGGAUCUGCAACAGCAUUCUGUCUUUCAUCCAUGUUUUUAUUGUUAAAUAACAUCUAUUAUUUUUUCAUAAAAGGUCUUCUUCCUUACUAAAA
This is a messenger RNA of Dunckerocampus dactyliophorus (ringed pipefish), 4700 nucleotides long. RefSeq names its product RIPOR family member 3 (gene ripor3). The record is from RefSeq and is a predicted model, not a curated record. Lineage: Eukaryota; Metazoa; Chordata; Actinopteri; Syngnathiformes; Syngnathidae. The transcript has 25 exons. Bases 263 to 3103 code for a protein of 946 amino acids.